GGUGUAAUUAGGUGACCCAUAUAAAUGGCCCCCAAAAUAAACUUAAAAAAAUUGGCAGCAGUUUUAAAAAAAUAUAAAUGUGAUCCAUGUUUUUGGAAAAAUAUUAAAAUUGGUGAUGAAGUUAUCUAUGCUGCUGCCAAAGCAUGUUUGAAAAAUACGUCAUCAAUUUCACGUCAAAGAAUUGCUCUUAUUUUAGUGGAAGGAAGAUGUAAUAUUUUGAAUGUUUAUAAUGGAAUCCAGGAUCAAAAAACAAAUUUCAUAGAUCAAAUUUGUCUAAAAAGAAGUGAACGAACUUGGGUCAAACAAAAACAACAGAUGCUGGGAUGUAUGAGUCCAGAUAUAUCGUACUAUAUGAUCAAUUUGGGGAAAAAAAUUAAACCUCCAAAUGAAAAUGGUAAAAUUGAAGAUCAAUUGAUGACAAAUAAAAUAAUUAUGAACAAAUUCGAUCCAAAUGAUUACAGAAAGAAAUUACAAAAUUUGAUUUUGAGUAAAUCGGAGUGUAUGAAAAACAGUUGUCUAAUCUGUGGUGUUGAUGAAGGUAGUUUUAACGAGAAAAGCAAAAAGAUUGACAAAAGAAGUGGAGAAAUGGUACAAUGUGAGUCUUGUACUCGAUGGUUACAUAUCAAUUGUUUACCGAAAAAAGAUCCAUUGCCUGACAAUGAUAUCAAGUGGAUCUUUGGACAUUGUUCUGCAAAUGUCAGGCAACCCAAUGAACACUGUUAUGGUUACCGUUUUAUCAGUUUGUGGUUGGGCGAUGAGUCUCGGGAUCUAACAUCCAGACGUGAAACAAAAGAAAUAUUAUUACCUGAAGGUUUAACUACAAUACUCCAAUGAUUAAUUAAAUUUUCUACAAUUUAUAGUACUUUUUUAGAUAUUAUUAUUCAAAUCUUAUACAUUCAAGAUUAUAUGUAAUCUUAAUAUAUUUAA
Daktulosphaira vitifoliae (grape phylloxera) is the source of this 927-nucleotide messenger RNA. RefSeq lists its product as uncharacterized. The coding region runs from base 25 to 834 and encodes 269 amino acids. The record is from RefSeq and is a predicted model, not a curated record. Lineage: Eukaryota; Metazoa; Arthropoda; Insecta; Hemiptera; Phylloxeridae. The transcript has 5 exons.